CCACAUUCGACUUCUCUGUGAGCUCUGCGGUAGACUUUCCUAUUUUUUCCUCUCUUCCGUCGCACUCUCUCCUCCCUCCUCCUCCUCCUCCUCCUCCUCCUCCUCCUCCCCCUCCUCCUCCCCUCCCUCUCCUCCUCCUGUUUCUCUCUCUCUCCCUCGUUGUCUCUGUCGUCAGGCACUUCAGAGCUGUCUGACAUGCGGCCAGGGGUCGGCCGAGGAGGCUUCCUCUUCAAAGCCCGGCUCUCUCUUUAAAAAAAAAAAAAAAAAAAAAAAAAAAAAAACGCAUUGCUCUCCCCGGGUUUCUUUUUUUUUUCUGUGUCUCUGUUCCUCCCUCGUUUUCUCCUUCUCUUUCUUUUCUCUUUUUUUCUCGUUCCUGUGCAGCCCGUGUACGUGCACCAGAAAAAGGCGUCGGUGAAGGGCGGUUUGGACUGGCAGAGGCGAAACAGCUCUUGGCUUUUAGGGUUUUUUUGCGUGUGUGUGUGUGUGUGUUUUUCGGGAGGCUCGUCCUGUUCCCCGUCUCCUGUUCAAGACUACUGCUGCUGUGGCAACGGGUGAGAGACGUUCAAGCAUCUGGUGGGGAAGGUGGUCCUGGGCUCCAUCACAGCUGUGGAGUUCUUCUCCGACCGCCGUCUCGACUUCCUGAGCGACGACGGAGCUUACCAGCCCUAUCAGGAUGAAGCAGACAGCUUGAGUCCUGUUCUCAGGGACAACCAGCAGCUUCAUGAAGAAGUGAAAGCCUGGGUGAAAGACCAAAAGGUUCAGGAAAUUUUUAUGCAAGGUCCCUACUCGUUAAAUGGCUACAGAGUGCGCGUUUAUAGGCAGGACUCGGCUACUCAGUGGUUUACAGGCAUCAUCACCCACCACGACCUCUUCAGUCGCACUAUGGUGGUGAUGAACGAUCAGGUACUAGAACCUCAGAAUGUGGACCCCUCUAUGGUACAGAUGACCUUUCUCGAUGACGUCGUCCACUCUUUGCUGAAAGGAGAGAACAUCGGCAUCACAUGCAGGCGCAGGUCUCGCUCUAGCCAGAACAGCAGUACAGCCCACCAGACGUCAGGAGGGAGACCCACCACCACCGCAGGAGGCACUCAGGGUCACUAUACAAGAGCCCAGGCUAACAGCCCUAGACCAGUAAUGAACUCGUCUAGCUCCACCCCCAAGCAGGCUGGCCAAUCCCAGCAGCAGCAGCUAUCCCAGCAGGCCCAGCAGCAGCAGCAGCCAACUCAUCAGCACCAGCAGCAGCAGCAGCAGCAGCAGCAACAACAACAACAACAACCGCAGUCGUCGCCGGGGCAACAGCGAGGCUCGCGCUCUUCGCGGCGCAAGGGCUCCGACAGCAGCGUCCCCGACGACGACAGCAGCAAGGUCAAAGAGGAGAAGCCCGACGUCACUACACGAGGAGACUUCACGUCCAAGAGCAAGAGCAAGCAGACGGCCAGCCGGAGGCGUAAGGUUGAGGAGGACGGGAAGAAAAGCAGCGCGCUGAAGCGUCUGAAGACCGAAACCUCGGACCAGUCGGAGAGCAGCGACUCGGAGAACUCGCAGAGGAGAGGCCGAGCCUCGGCCGACUCCUCCUCCUCUUCCUCCUCCUCGUCCUCUUCGUCCUCGGAGCCCAGCUCGGAGAACGAGCUGAGGGGGAAGGGCGUUAAAGAGGAGCUGCUGUCUCCGGCCGAACAGCGGUCCUCCAGGACUCAGGAGGAGGAUCGGGAUCGGGAGCAGCGGGAACGGGAACAUCGGGAGAGGGAGCGCGAGCGAGAGCAGGCUCUGAUCGGUCGCCUGUCGCCGUGGGACAGUCUCCGACCGGAGGAGAAGAGCAGCAAAGCGGCGGCGGUCGCCGUGGAGACCCUGCAGCUGGCCGAGGGCGAGCGGGAGCGGGAGCGACGGGACGAGAGGAGGUCGCCGCGGUCGCCACGGCCGCCGCAUCCCAGUGCUCCCACCCCCGUCACCACGGAAACACAAGGCGGCGGCGGCGGCGGCGGUGGCGGCAGCAGUGGCGGCUGCAUUGUGGACAUGAGGAGUGCGGUGAGGAGCCCGGCCAAGGAGCACUACAGCCUGACGGUUCCGACCCCUCCGCGCACGCAGACGGCCAAGCAGCCGGCACUGUGCGUCAUCGACAUCACGGAGGACGCCAGCACGCACCCCAGCUCGCGGGAGAGCUCGGAGGCCGUGUCGGCUUUGCUCGCGUCCCAGAAGGCCGAGCGGUACACACCCGAGCCCAGACACUUGGUGCUAACCCCCACGCCUCAGGACCUCAGGAAAGGGGAGAACGAGCAACAGCAGCAUCAACAGCAUCAACAGCAGCAUCAACAGCAGCAUCAGCAGCAGCAGCAGCAUCAGCAACAGCAGCAGCAUCAGCAACAGCAGCAGCAUCAGCAACAGCAACACCACCACCACCACCACCAUCACCCCCACCACCAUUUGCACCACAUGCACCAGCCACAAGUGGUACGUGGCCAGGGUGCAAAGCUGGAGUUCAGCCACCUAGAGGUCAUCCAGCCCUUGACCGCUAAGAGCGAGUCGGCAGCAGCGCUUGCCGAGCGGGAGAAGAUUCCGGCACAGCAGUACGCCGCCAUCGUGCCGUCGUGCAUCAAGAGCGCCGCCAUCGCCGAGGAGACGCGUCGGCCGCAGAGGCCGAGCCCCUCGCCGGACGCCACCAAGCCGCCUCCGCCACAGCCGCAGCCCCAGGGCCGCCUGCACGGCAACCCCAACAACCCCUCGCCAGAGCUCCACAAGCCCCUCCAUCACCACGCGCCGCACCACGCUAGCCUCUCCCUGGACGCGCUGCCGGCCAAGUCCAAGUCCCACGCCAUCGCCAUGCUGGAGUCGUCCAAGCCGCGGCCCAACACGUCUCCGGAGGUGUCCAAACACAAAGCGCAGAGACACCCGGACGCCCCGACCCACAACAGCUUCCCGCCCUCGCCCUCCUCCUCCGCUGCCCGCGGCGUCUGCAAGAGGGAGCCCUCGCCCUCCUCCUCCGCUGCCCGCGGCGUCUGCAAGAGGGAGCCCUCGCCCUCCUCCUCCGCUGCCCGCGGCGUCUGCAAGAGGGAGCCCUCGCCCUCCUCCUCCGCUGCCCGUGGCGUCUGCAAGAGGGAGCCCUCGCCCUCCCCGGCGCCUCUGCGCUCCAGCUUCAAGCCGGUGCAGGGCCGCUGCGAGCUCACCAAGAGCCCGCUGAUCAUCGACAAAAACGAGCACUUCACGGUCUACCGCGACCCGGCGUUGGUCCGGCCCGAAUCGGAGCCCUCGGCCGCCGCCGCCGCCGCCGCCAACCACGUAGCGUACCUGCACUCGCACCUGCACCAGCUCCACGGCUCGUCCCACGCCACCUGCCUCACGCCCGGCUCGCAUCACGCCUCCCACCUGCUCCCGCAGUCCUCCGUGAACCCGCACGCCCCUCCCCCUCCCCACGCUCCGCCCCCGCACCACUCCAUGCACCACCAGCACCUGCUGGCCGGCGUGCUGCCCUCCUCGAUGUUGGGGGGCCACUCGCGGGUGGACUCGGCGGGGCUCGGACAGCACCUGGCGUUGGCUGCGGCGGCCGCGCAUCACCACCCUCACCAGCAGCAGCAGUUCCUGCCGCCGCAGCACCAGGGACCCGGCGGGGCUCCCUACAACCUCUACCCCAUCAUCUGGCCGUACCCCAACGGCGGCCCCCAUUCCUACCCGCCAGGCCUCGGACUGCCCGUCAGCUCGGACAGCAGUCUGCGGAGGAACACGCCGAGCCCCUGGCUCCACCAGCACACCCCGGUGUCGUCGGCUGACGGCCUCGGUCUCCUGAGCCACGUCCCGGGCAGACCGGCCAGCGCCGACCCCCACCGCCCCAUCAGGAUCGGCUCCCACGCCAGCCCUCCACUCUGCAAAAGCGCAGGAGAGCACCACAAAGAGGAACUGGAGAAGAAGGCCUUUGCUGACCACAUGGGUAGCCUAGCAGCGGCCCACCUGAAACAGGAGCCAGAUCGCAGCCGCACGCCGACGGGAAAGGAGCUCCACCGUGGCUACCUGGACCCUCCGUCUAAAACGCCCCGUCUGGUUCCGCCGCCGGACGCUUCGGAACGCGCCAGCAAGUACAAGGAGGAGAACCGGCGCAUCCUGCAGGAGAGCCGCGAGGUGGCGCCCUUCACUGCCAAGCUCCGGCCCUCCGAGUCCGAGCGCGAGCCGUACCCCCGCAUGCCCCAACCCCUCCCCAGCUCCGCAGCGGCACCCCCUACAGGCGUCCCCAAAUCCCACGCCCCGUCAGCCCCCAUCGAGCGCGACUCGUCGGAGCAUCGCCAGCCCUCUGCUUCGGAGCUCUACAAGUUCAAGCCGCAGAGUAACUACUUCACCACUUUGUCCAACAGCGUGGUGAACGAGCCGCCUCGCCUCUAUCCCUCCAAAGAGCCGAACUCCCCUUGUCACUCGUUCUUUGACAAGGUCGUGGGACCCCCCACGUCCUCCCAGAGCCCCCUGUCCCUCGGGUACAGCAGCAGCGGCGUGACGGGGGCAGGGGGAAGCAACAGUGGGGGGGGCUCGAAGUCCCUCUCAAAGCCCCCGCCUCUUAUCAAGCACCAACCAGAAGGUGAGGGUCUGGUGGGCAAGAUCACGGAGCAGCUGUCUCAGCAGGCCGCCAUGCACCCCAUGAGCAGCCCUCAAGGCAGGGAGCCUCGUCGGAGCCCCGCGCUUUCGCCCCCUGGAGCCCCUCAGCUCCGCAUGCCGGCGUUGCACCGCGCGCCGAUUUUCAACCCCCCGACCCAGCAGACUCUCGACCGCAAGGAGGUGGCGAACUACGGGCGCCUCUCCCCACCCACGCUCACCCCCAUUCAGCCAGUCAGCGUGGCCGGCAAACUUCCGGAACAGCAGAAGCCGCCCACGCUGCUGCCCGAGCUGAGGGAGGUGAAGAGCGGGACGGAGCUGGCCGGGGCGGAGCCCUGGCGCGUCGGAGACGUCACUGGACACGAGAGAGGCGCGUGGCCCGGCGAGAGGAGCCGGACCAAGCCUCAGGGCGCCACUGCGUCUGUUAUCGUGCGGCCAUCCACCUGCAUCAAGUACGAUGGGGGCUCGUCUGGGAUUAAGGCCUUGGCCAGGGAGAAUGAAAUGGGGAAGCCGUUCAUGGGCAAGUCUCAGGCAGACGGGGUGAAGUCGGCUGAGACUAGGGACACUGGAAGAGUCAUUCUUCCCAACACCAACCUGGAGGACGCCUGCGCACAGUACAAGAAGAGCAUGAUGCGGACGACACAGUCUGCCGUUCCCAGCCCCGUGGUGGCGUUAGUCAACUCUGUGUGCAAUAGCCGAACUGAAGUGACCACUUCCACCUUUAGCGUCUUGAGCCGCGGUGGCUCAGACCUCUGUUUCCCCGCUAGCACGAAUGCUAACAUUAACGCUAAUGCUAACGCUAACACCAGCAGCAGGACUGAUAGCUCCACGCCCAAACUGUGGCCUCUUGCUGGGAGUGAGGUUCAGGAGGGUGGGGGCUCCAGGACCACUUCCCCCAACACGCUCCCCUCCUCCGGCACAGCGUCCCCAGCGCAGCAGGCGUACCCCGGGAACUUCAUCCACCUGAAGAAGCACAAGGCAGCGCUAGCCGCGGCGCAGUCGAGGGGUUUGGGGACCCCCGAAAAUGAGCGACCCCCGCUCGGCCCCUCGCCUGGCGCCCCGACACAGGAUGCCAGUGCGGCUGCAUCAGCAGCACAGCCACCCGUAAACAACGUGGCGGGCAAAGGUGCUCCCAUGCCCAACGGGCAAUCGACGCCACCCCCCAUUCAGCCGAACUACCACAAGCUGAAGAAGGCGUGGCUGACGCGGCAUUCGGAGGAGGACCGAAACACCAACCCGCCCGAGAAGCCUGGCAGCUCCUCGUCGGCGGCGUCCACCCCGACCUCCGAGAUCAUCAAGCCCUGCACUGUGAACUUGAUCGCGUCCACUUCCUCUGGGGAGAACGACUCUGGUAAGGAGGGCAAAGCCAGCUCCGAGGACGGCAACAGCCAAAAGUCCAGUCCUGAGGAUCGGCGGACGCGACGCGGCUCCAAGCGGGCCUACGAGUCGGGCUCGGAGAGCGGCGACGACUCGGACGCCAGCGAGGGAACCAAAAUGGAGCAGCGCGCCAAGCGGCAGCCCAAGCCCACCUACAAGAAGAAACAGAACGAUAUGCAGCGUCGCAAGGAGGACGACGACAACAAACCCAACGGAAUAUUCCGGAGCGCCCGGGAGAAGACCAAACUCAAGUUGGCCAGCAGCAACGGCAUUCCCCGCUCCGUGCUGAAGGACUGGCGUAAGGUGAAGAAGCUGAAGCAGACGGGCGAGUCGUUCCUGCAGGACGACUCGUGCUCGGAGAUCGGGCCCAACCUGCAGAAGUGCCGCGAGUGCCGCGUGGUGCGCAGCAAGAAGGGGGAGGAGCCGGCACACUCGCCUGUCUUCUGCCGCUUCUACUACUUCCGCCGGCUCUCGUACAGCAAGAACGGUGUGAUCCGCAUCGAUGGGUUCUCGUCCCCGGACCAGUACGACGAGGAAGCGUUGAGCCUGUGGGCUCCCGACAUGUACGAGGAGAACGAGCUGGACCUGGACACCUCCAAGUACAUCCUCAGCUACAUCGGGGACAAGUUCUGCCAGCUCGUUCUGACGGAGAACACGGCUGCCGGCUGGAUCAAAAAAGAUGCUAAGAUCGCGUGGAAGCGGGCGGUGCGUGGUGUGAGGGAGAUGUGUGACGCCUGCGAGGCCACGCUCUUCAACAUCCACUGGGUCUGCCAGAAGUGCGGCUUCGUCGUCUGCCUGGACUGCUACAAGGCUAAGGAGAGGAAGAGCUCCAAAGGUCAGUCACUAUAUGCCUGGCUGAAGUGUGUUAAGGGGCAACCUCACGACCACAAGCACCUGAUGCCAACACAGAUCAUCCCUGGAACGGUUCUGACAGAGCUGGUGAAUGCCAUGCACACCCUGAGGGAGAAGUAUGGUAUCCGUGCUCACUGUGUCUGCGCCGCUAGCAAGCAGACAGCCCUGUUGGGCAAGCUGCCCUCCACCAACGGAGUCUCCCAGGUGCUGCAGAACGUGCUCAACCACAGCAACAAGAUCUCGCUGUGUAAGCCCGAGGGCCCGCCCACAAACGCCACGCCCAAGCCGGAGACCAAUGGUGGCGGAGCAGGAACCCCGGCCAGCGACACGGGCAGCGACCCCAAACUCACCCCGCCAGAGUCCCAGUCCCCACUGCACUUCCUGGCCGACCUGGCCGAGCAGAAGUCCCGCGAGGAGAAGAAAGAGAAUAAGGAGUCUCUGAAGAGUGUGAAGGAGGAGGUGGGGGAGGCUGUGGAGGCGCUGCACUGCAAGGCCACGUCUCUGGCGUCGGCGGCCAGCGAGCCGGGCUCCACGCUGCGGGACCUGCUGACCACCACCGCCGGCAAGUUGCGUCUGGGCUCCACCGACGCCGGCAUCGCCUUCGCGCCCGUCUACUCCGCUGCCGCGCAGACGGGCAAGACCGGCCGCAGCAUGCCCAACCUCCUGGACGACAUCAUCGCCUCGGUGGUGGAGAACAAGAUCCCGGCGAGCCGCGGGGCCAAGAAGCAGGAGCCCGUCGCCGAGGAGACCAGGGGCCUCGAGCGCAAGCGGCCCCCGGCGAUCCCGGACGAGCCCCCGACGGCGCCCAAGCUGCACGCGGACGUCGCGCACUGCUGGCUCUACGGGCAGAGGAUGCUCUGGCUCAAGGACCACCGCAACUCCAGCAACUGGAAGCUGUUCCGCGAGUGCUGGAAGCAGGGCCAGCCUGUGCUGGUGUCAGGAGUUCAUAAGAAGCUGAACGCCAGCCUGUGGAAGGCCGAAUCCUUCAACCAGGAGUUUGCUGACCACCAAGGGGACCUGCUCAACUGUAAAGACAGCGUGGUCAUCUCUAACUCGGGCAUCAAAGAGUUCUGGGACGGCUUUGAGGACCUAACAAAACGGCCCAAGUGUAAGGACGGAGAGCCAAUGGUGUACCGGCUGAAGGACUGGCCGUCAGGAGAGGAGUUCAUGGCCCUCAUGCCAUCCAGGUAUGAUGACCUGAUGAAGAACCUGCCCCUCCCGGAGUACUCAGACCCUGAAGGGAAUCUCAACCUGGCGUCCCAUCUGCCUUCCUUUUUCGUGCGGCCAGACCUGGGGCCCCGACUGUGCUGUGCAUACGGAGUGGCCGCUUCCCAGGAGCAGGACUUCGGCACGGCCAACCUGCACAUGGAGGUGUCCGACAUCGUCAGCGUGCUGGUCUACGUGGGUGUCGCCAAGGGCAACGGCGUCCUCUCCAAAACAGGAGUUCUGAAGCGGCUGGAGGAGGAGGAUCUGGACGAGCAGGUGAAGCGGCGUCUGAAGGACUCGAGCGAGACGCCCGGGGCGCUGUGGCACAUCUACGCCAGCAAAGAUGUGGACAAGAUCAAAGAGUUCCUGCACAAGGUGGCUAAGGAGCAGGGUGCGGAGCUGGCUGUGGAGCAUGACCCGCUGCGUGAGCAAGGCUGGUAUCUGACGCGGAAGCUGCGGCAGCGGCUGCUGGAGGAACACGGGGUGCAGGGCUGGACCGUCGUGCAGUUCCUGGGGGACUGCGUCCUCAUCCCCGCCGGGGCCCUGCACCAGGUGCAGAACUUGCACAGCUGUGUCCAGGUCAUCAACGACUUUGUGUCGCCGGAGCACGUGGUGCACUCGUUCCGACUCACACAGGAACUGCGCGCCGCAAAAGAGGAAAUCAACUACGAAGAUAAGCUACAGGUCAAGAACAUCCUCUACCACUGUGUGAAGAACGCUGUGGGUACACUGAAAAGGUGCUGCGCCGAGGAGCAGGGGGAAGAGGAGGAGAACUCAUGACCCUUGCCCCCCACCUGCCCCCUAACGGUGCCCUGCAACACUUAAUUGCCCUCCCUUUCUCCCCCCACCUGCUGACUGCCCCCCCCCCCUAAAAAAUAUGCACACUAACUUAAAAAUCCUCGCAUCAUGACAAAAAAAAAAAACCUCCAGUGCCAAGCCAAGACUCUAAGUGGAAACGUGGAAGAAAAAAAUAAAAUAAAAAGAUGACGAUGGUAUUCACGUGUUACUGACACCAUAGCAGUAUAACAAGCUGAUGUUUCAGGAUUACUGUGAUCUCGAGGAGGAAGAGGAGGAGGAAGAGUGCAAAGGUGAAGAGGAAUCCCCCGAUCAUCCGCUAAAGCAACAGCACCGCUGUUCCGUUUCUGUUUUUUCGUUUUCUAAAAUUCUGAAAAGUGUUCGUUUUCGUCUUGUUUGUUUAAACGUAUGUUUGUGCGUCGUCUUUUUUUUUCUUCUUUUUCUUUUUUUCUCUGUAUAUUGUUUCAGUGGG
Messenger RNA from Alosa sapidissima (American shad), 9268 nucleotides. RefSeq names its product jumonji domain containing 1Cb (gene jmjd1cb). Gene Ontology annotation, molecular function: chromatin DNA binding; transcription coregulator activity; histone H3K9 demethylase activity. Bases 772 to 8781 code for a protein of 2669 amino acids. NCBI's taxonomy places the organism in Eukaryota, Metazoa, Chordata, Actinopteri, Clupeiformes, Clupeidae. Gene Ontology annotation, biological process: regulation of transcription by RNA polymerase II. The record is from RefSeq and is a predicted model, not a curated record. The transcript is spliced from 26 exons. Gene Ontology annotation, cellular component: histone deacetylase complex; chromatin.